AUGCCCAUCACGGCAACAGCAGCCCCGUCUGGAAGCACUGUCGAGAACUACUGUAGGCAGCGGUUGCUAACCAAGAAUACAAUACCAUUGCAUACCAGUACCAGUGAUAGUGUUGAUGUUAAGUGCAUACAUAGGCGAACACCGGACAUAACUGUAUACCGGGUCCGGUGGAAAGGGUACGGCCCCCAGUCGGACACUUGGGAACCGGAGUCCAACCUUCGCACCGUAUGGCGAAUGAUCGAGCGAUACAAAGCGCGACACAACUCCAAAAUGUCUUUAUUAUCUACCGGUGCGACCACUACUACAGCCAACGGCACCGGCAGGCGUCGCGGCCGGCCCUCAACCAGUUCUACAUCCAGUACAGCCAGCACUGGUAGCUCCGGUACUAACAAAAAUAGCGCACAAACCAGUCAGAAAACUAGUGGUACCGGCGCUGCCGCUAGCGGUGGGGAACGGGAGGACAGGCAGUCGGCCUCGCUAUUGAUCAGACGGCACCCAAAACAGACGCUUAAAAUUCGUAUAAACAAUAGUACCGGUGCUAAUAAACGCCUGAAUCCUGGCACCGGCAGGGAACGGGUGGUGAUCGGGCGCACCGGUAGCCAGAAAAAGCGGCUAAAGUAUAGCUUUGUGGCCGAAAACGGCACUAAAAACACGUUUUGGAAGGACUUGGAGGACGGAAAGAUAGAUGUGUUCAAAGAGGAUCUGUACUCACGGGUCAAGUCUAGAGCGGCGUCCAGCUCCAAGAGCUCGGGCAGCACCGGUAGCUCCAACUCAUCGGCCGAUAAUUCACCGAAACAGUCGACUCCCGAUUCGGGUUCGCCCGUAAACAGUGAUACUAAUGAUGAACCGAACCGCACCGGUAGUGGUACUGAUGAUAGUAGUGGUGAUUCCGGUGCUACCGAUGCUACAGACUGCGAGUACAUAGAGGACGGGGAUCUGAGGGUACGGCUCUGCAAAACGGAAGCCCUGGUGUCGGCGCUGAAGGCCGGAGAUAGAGAGUUGGCCCGCAUUUUGAUUGACAACGGGUCGGACGUGAACUCGACGACCGGCACCGGUAGCCGAGGAUCGACGCCACUGAUGAUAUGCGCAGAACAGGAUAUGUCGGCUAUGGCUGAGUUUCUGUUGAGUGUAGGCGCUCACAUGGACAGCCUAAAUAAGGACGGCGACACGGCCUUGAUUAUUGCCAGUCGUUUGGGACACAACGAUAUAAUCAAACUGUUAUUGACUAACGGCUCAAACUUCGCACAAAUCAAUCGGAAAGGUAUGAAUGCAUUGAGAAUGGCCCGAACCAGUGGCCACCCAUCCACUCAACUGCUGCUCAUUGACCACAUAUCCAGACUGGCUCUAUCGCUGGAGGACCAGGUGAUGGCCACACUGCGGGGUACGGCUCGUAUAGUGAACGCCUUGUUUCCCAUACAAUGCUAUUCCGUGAAUGAGUGCCAAGAGUUUAAGCUGUCGUUUGAGUUUGAUUUGGACCGACAGUUGCACCGACAGCCAGGCGUGGGUUAUAUCCUAUUCUGCGGCAACACUACCGUUACCCCAACGGACAUCAAAUGCCAAUUCUGUGGACCCGAUGUCAUACAAGAAGUACUUCUCAACAAAACCGUACAAAAGCCGUUAACUGAGGGCGCACAAUAUGUCUUCUCAUUCCUACCGCUGGUUCGCGGGACCAAUGAAUUGGUGGUUAAGACCGUCGACAGGAACGGUAGUGUCGAUGACCAGGAGGUUGAUACCAGACAUACGAAGCUACUGGUGUGCGCCUAUGAGCUGCAGCUUAUAACUGGUCGCACCGAUAUGUCAGUGAAAUAUCUACUAAUCCUGGUACUCGUGGCGCUGGUACUGAGCGCACAGUACAUCGAGUCUACACCACUGGCAUCGGGCACCGGUAUGCUUGGAAAAAUAGUAGCUAAACGUGCGGCCGAUCCCCGUCCUUGUGAUAGCGACAUGCUUGUCGACCAUAACGAUAAAGACGAGCCCGCGUAG
This is a messenger RNA of Oppiella nova, 1983 nucleotides long. Lineage: Eukaryota; Metazoa; Arthropoda; Arachnida; Sarcoptiformes; Oppiidae. The record is from the annotation of a GenBank genome assembly.